AUGGUGCAGAGGCUAUUCAGACUGCCAUGGGCCUACUUGCCCAGCAACAAGGCUGCGGUCGCCGUGAUAGCCUCGGUGAGGGUUGUUGACUUUUACCAAAUCGCGAGUUUCCAGACCUGCAUAACCCUGCAUCUCCAGUACUUGGACCCAGGCCUUCCGCUGGCCGACGUGGCCCGCAACGUCGGCAUAGCCCAGGGUAUCUUCACCGCCGCUCAGAUUGUCUCUGCCCCGGCCUGGGGUGUCGCGGCUGACAGGAUCGGCCGCAAGGCAGUCAUUCUCAUCGGGCUCGUCGGCACGGCCGUUGCCUGCGUCGCCGUCGCCUUCGCAGGCUCCUUUCAGACGAUAGUCCUUUGGCGCUUGUUCGCCGGCGCCGUGAACGGAACAGUAGUCGCUGCUCGGGCUGCCAUGUCCGAUAGCCUUCCGCCGCAACAUCGACCGGCGGGCUUCUCGACGCUGGUCCUUGCGUUCCACGUUGCCAACGCCGUGGGUCCAUCCGCCUCCAUGAGGUCCGGGGCUGGCACAACUUCCAGCCUUGGCCUUCCCGACUACAUUGGCGAGAACAGGCUGAUGGCUUCGUUGUCUAAACAGCCGUAUGCGCUGCCAAACCUCCUAAGUGCGCUUUUUCUCCUCAUGGAUGCCCUUUUGGUUUGGUUCAAGUUGGAGGAAACUUCCAAGGACGCGCACCAGAUCCGGCACAUGGCAGCUGUUCAACUACAAUCCUGGACCGCACGUCUCCGUCAAUACAGACGUGUGCCUGACUGCGAGGACCAGACAGCUUCCAUGAUGGAUUCUUCGGCCAAGAACGAACCAAUCCUCGAAACGCAGCAACUUACAAGCCACAACCAAGAGCCAACAGAACCACUAUGGACACCCAGGCUUUUCAUUGUCCUUGCCACAGUGGCUAUUCUCGAGUUUCACCUCGGUGCUUUUGGGUCCAUGUGGGCUCUUUUCGUGGUUGCCGACCGCCGCAAGCCCGACGCCCCCAUCAAGCUGCCCUUCACUUUCACCGGCGGCCUUCAACUUGAAAGCUCGCAGCUUGGUUUCGCCAUGGGAAUGCUUGGGAUCAUCGGCACUCUGCUACAGUUCACAGCCGUGCCCUACUACACGACCAAGAAAGGUGCAGUUCGGUCGUUCAAGGCCUCGUUACCGCUGUUUGCCAUUUCACUUUUCUUGGCCCCGUACCUCUCGCUCGUGCCCGCCGCUCGUUCCGGCACUCUCUGGCUGGGCAUCUUUCUCGUUCUCUUCCUCCAUGUCGUAAGCCGGUCGUUUGGCAUUUUGGCGUCGAUCUUGCUCGUGAACCAGGCCACCAAUCUGCCAUCCCGUCGUGGAACAGUUCACGGAAUAGGCAACACGGUGUCGAGCACCUUUCGUACGGCUGGUGCCAUGGCUGGGGGGGUGUUAUACGGACUCGGCGAGCAGCGGAAUCAAGUGGGAUUCGGUUGGUGGUUUGUGUGUUUUGUGAGCAUUCAGGGCUGGAUCAUGGGAUGCUGGCUUUGA
Molecule: messenger RNA, 1497 nt
Organism: Colletotrichum higginsianum IMI 349063
Lineage: Eukaryota; Fungi; Ascomycota; Sordariomycetes; Glomerellales; Glomerellaceae
Product: Nad dependent epimerase
Exons: 3
Coding region: 1-1497 (498 amino acids)
Biological process (GO): transmembrane transport
Molecular function (GO): transmembrane transporter activity
Source: RefSeq, a predicted model, not a curated record